Candidula unifasciata is the source of this 1332-nucleotide messenger RNA. The record is from the annotation of a GenBank genome assembly. NCBI's taxonomy places the organism in Eukaryota, Metazoa, Mollusca, Gastropoda, Stylommatophora, Geomitridae.
UGUUGCAAGAACAUGGCCUGGUUCACAGCUCUCUACAGUGUCACCGGGCUAGUGAUGGCUGCACUCAGUAGUUACAUCAGUUCACAGAUUACGUCAUUGGAGAAACAUUUCAACAUGAACAGUUCCGUCAGUGGGUUCCUUAUGGCUUGCGAUGAUCUGGGCUAUUUCUCCGCCACCUUACUUGUCAGCUACUACACGAGACGAGUGCACAUACCGCGAGUACUCUCCAUCUGCAGCAUAUUUUACGGUGUCUCUGGCAUUCUCUGUGCCGUGGCCUUCUUUGGUACUAGAGACCAAAUUCCUAAUUUUCUGCAAAGUAUCUUAUCAAAAUUCAGCCAGACAGACAACCUGUGUAUAUUUUGUCUUUGUCUUCCAGGUGGGAAUACUAUUAUGUCUACUGCUCAGACAGGUUUUACCCAGAUGUGUGAGAACUUCAGCACACCUGCCAAUCUCACCUGUACAGCCGAAUCUAACAGAUUAAAGGGCAUUCUCCAAAUAACAGAAGACUGGAGAAUAGCCGCCAUUUGUAUUAUUGCCAUUGGUAUGAUCCUGCAGGGUGUCACCAAAUCUCCACGGCAAACUUUUCUCAGCAUCUACGUCGACGACAACGUCCCCAGAACAAAGACGUCACUUUAUCUUGGAAUCACGACAGGGAUGUCUAUCUUUGGACCUGGAAUUGCCUUUGCACUUGGAGGAGUGUUUAGCAGUAUAUACGUCACACUAGAAGAAACAAGCAUGUCACCAAGUGACCCAAGAUGGCUCGGUGCCUGGUGGUUGGGCUUUCUUGUCUUCGGGGGAGCUGCUCUGAUCUGUCAUAUGAUAUGUUUAUUUCUAUCAGACCUGCUCAAAUCCGUGCUUCGCCUGGCUAUUAACCCAGUUUACAUGUGUCUGACGUUUGCCACCGCUUUCUCAAUACUGAUGGUGAGUGGGAUCAUGUCUUUCCUUCCCAAGUAUCUGGAAACGCAGUUCACAAUUCCGGCAUCCAAAGCUAACCUUUUGAUAGGUGGUGUGACGUUCACAUCAGCACCUCUGGGGACCAUCGUUGGGGGGUACGUGACUUCCAGGUUCAAGAUGUCACCAAAGACAUGCCUCAAGUUUGUCCUCAUCACUAAGUUCAUCGAUGUUGCCGUUUCUUGUCUUGGGUUUAUCCUCGGUUGUGACCAGCCCAGGUUCUACACUGGAGCACACACUGGCAGCCCCGGUCACCAGAACACGUCCCAGUGUCUACAUGACUGUCAUUGUGACGACCAGAAAUACUUCCCUGUUUGUGGAAGUGACGGAAAUACUUACUUCUCACCUUGCAAUGCUGGCUGUCUGACUAUGAAUAAUCAG